This is a messenger RNA of Ictalurus furcatus (blue catfish), 3290 nucleotides long. RefSeq lists its product as uncharacterized. The transcript is spliced from 2 exons. The record is from RefSeq and is a predicted model, not a curated record. NCBI's taxonomy places the organism in Eukaryota, Metazoa, Chordata, Actinopteri, Siluriformes, Ictaluridae. The coding region runs from base 135 to 1121 and encodes 328 amino acids.
AACACUGAGUCAAGGAGACAUAAAUAUUAUGAUGAGAAAUGGGAAAUAGUUGAACCUAAAGAAUGUGUUCUUGGGGUGAGAAUGGAUUUGCGCAGAGAUAGAACUACAGGCAGGUUCCCGUAACGGACAAGUGCAUGUAUGUACCCAUUCUGGGUACACUGAAAUCAAUAUUCAAAAACAGUCCAGUUAGAGAGAGUUUUUUACAGGACAAACAGAGUGGAAUUGGAGUUAACAAAGACAUUAAUGAUGGGUCGUAUUUCCAAAACCAUGCACUGUUCUCGCAGCAAAAGCACGCUUUACAGAUUCUACUCUAUUACAACGAUUUUGAAACUGCUAACCCUCUAGGUUCCAAGAGGGGGAUCCACAAACUUGGUUGUAUCUAUUUUACUCUAAAAAAAAAAAAUCUUCCACCCAAGUGUAACUCUGUACUAAUUAAUGUACAUCUUGCAGCUCUAUUCUACAUGGAAGAUCUUAAGACAUAUGGUUUUGAUGUGAUACCAAAGCCCCUUAUUGAUGACCUGAAAAUCUUAGAAACCGAAGGCAUACAGCUUCCUUGUUUUGAACAACCUUUGUUUGGCUCAGUAAUUCAAGUAACAGGAGAUAAUUUGGCUUUAAAUGGCUUACUGGCAUUUGUGGAAUAUUUCAGUGCAACUAAUUUCCAUAGGUUCUGUUUAAUUAGUAAGGAAGAAGUUCAAUCUAUAUUUACUGAAGAUCAUUCUGGGUUAAUUUUCCAUUCCAAAGAGGUUCAUACUGAACAUUGUAAGGCACUAAAUGAAAAUCCUGAACUGCGGUCAAUAUAUGGUGUCAAAAAGUCAUGUGUGCAUAAUUCAUUACAGUAUUUCCAUUGUACUGAUAACUAUGCUGUUGUCAUCAUUCAUGAUCUGCUAGAGGGUGUGGUACAGUAUGAACUUAAACUGUUUUUUGAGUACCUUGUUAAACAGGACUAUGUCUCUUUGAACACAUUGUCAAAUAGGAUACAGAGCUUUAAUUAUGGUUACACAGACUGUAAAAACAAACCAAGUGGGUUAAAAAUGGAUGAUAAGGGCAAACACCUGGGUUUGAAUGCCAUACAGUUAUGGUGUCUUCUGCACAACACUCCACUGAUAUUUGGUGGUCAUUGAAAGGAAUAACAAUCACUGGAACUUUCUCCUGCUUUCGAUACAGAUUGUCAAUAUAGUGUUCUCCUACACCAUAACUGAUGGGAUGAUAUGUUACUUAAAACAUCUGAUCUGUGAUCACCAUACUCUAUUCAAAGAAUUGUUUCCUGACAAGAGGUCGAUUCCCAAGCACCACUUGAUGAUGCACUAUCUGAGAUGCAUAAAAAAAUUGGCCCUCUUAUCCAUAUGUGGUGAAUGCGAUUUGAAGCUAAGCACCAUAUUUUCAAAAGAUGUGGCAAAAAUUUCAAGAAUCUCAUUAAAUCAUUAGUAAAGCAACAUCGUCAAUUGAUAUUUAACUGUGAAAAUGAUUGUUUUAGAAGGUUUUAAUUGUUUUUAAUUUGGCCCUACAUCAAAAACCAUCUGUAACUUGCAAGGUGGGGAAGAACUCAGUCAGACAUUAUAUUUAGAAGCCUGUUUGAGUGUUACAAGUACAAAGUGGGUCAGACAUUAUGGUACUGAGUAUCAGGUUGGUUUGUUCAUAUGCACUGGAUGUACCUAUGAUCUCCCUGUGUUCAAAAAGGUCUGUGAGAUAAUAAUAUAUGAAGAGUGUUUUUACAUUACAGGAAAUUAUGAAAGCACUAUGUUCUAUGAUGACCACUUCAAUGCAUACUCUAUGGAAGAUAACCAAAUGGAUGAGUUUUCUGUCAUCUCUGUGAACGAACUGACACAUUUUUGACCAGCCAUUUGACCAGCAAUGCUCUAAUGAGAUUAAUCAAAGAGAGUACAUAGUGCCCAAUUGUUAUAUUUAGAAAGACUUGACAUGAGGGGUCAGUAAUGUUAACGCCCUUGAAAAAAUAAAACCAUUAUAAAGCAAUCAACUUGUUUUUUUUUUCUUUAUUUGCCUUUUAGAUUUGUAAUCAUUUAAAUGUAAUUUUAAUUGUGCAGUAGCAUAUUAACACUUUAUAGUGUUAGAGGCAACUCAUUUAAUAGUAUGCAAUUACCACUAUGAGAUUUAAUGAAUUACUCCUAUGAGAAUUAAUUUCUAACACUACCCACUGGUGUUGAGAAACUAACACUUGAGUAGUGUUCAGUUGCAACUAUACAAAGAGUUGAUGUGAACUCUAUUAAAGUGUUAAAAUCCCAAUGUGGAGUGUGGACCCCUCCAGACACUUUAAAAGUGUUUACAUUAAAUCCAAUAGAGUUGAUUUCUUUCUGUGGAUUUUGCUGUGUAUGUAAAUUAAUAUGUUCCGUAGGUGGCCUCAUCUAUUUCACUCGAGAAGAUCCAGAACUAGGGAAGAAGAUUACAGUGUUAAUAUUAUAUUAGAAAAGAAUGUGUGUACUUUAUGAUGUUGAUGAAUAUACUGCUAUGUACAUGAUAAAAUGUGAAUGUAUUAUUAUUGUUUAAACUAUGUUGGCGUGCGCACACACACAGACAGACAGACAAAUAUAGUGAAAUCAGAGCAGCCAGCCAUAAGAUCCGUUAUGACAUCACGGUCAGAGUUCUAGAACUAACCUGAUGGUAUGUUUGACGGUUGUUCUCUUUAUGACGCCGGGAAUCUCGAGGUUUUUAAACGCUGUGGUGUCUGAGCAGGCCUAUAUUCAUUUGAACGGAGUUAUAUUUAAAUCUUUGGUCUAUCUAACCUUUUCCUUUUGUUUGUUUAUCUAACAUGUUUAAGAAUGGACAUUGAACUAAUGUCUCCAGAUACAUGUACAGCUGUUUUGUGACAAUGUAAAUUUGUACAUGGAAAGGUUUUUUUUUUUUAUGUCAAGUGAUGAAGGUAUGUUCUUUAAAAACGAGAUGAUGACGAUGAUGAUAAUAAUAAUAAUAAUAAUAAUAAUAAUAAGCUACUGUUAAAUAGUUCAGAAGCUCCGUGUAUCGUCCUUGAUAUGUGAAAAUGAUACAAUUUAUAGUAAUAACGCUAAUGAGCUGUAUCUGUGUACACUAGCCCAAAUCUACCUUCUGUUUCAGGCGGCGUUGUGUGUUGCGCUGGAUGGAGCUUGACUGCCCUCGUGUGUCCAACCUCGGGAACGGCAAUUUCCCAGAAGCGGUUUUCUGGGCGGCAUUGUGCUGGAUGGAGCUUGACUGCCCUCGUGUGUCCAAACUCGGGAACGGCAGUUUCCCAGAAGGGGUAUUCUGUUCCAAGUUCGUGGUAGUUAGCCAAGAAAUAUUACAUGAUUACUAUUACUCUCCCC